Molecule: messenger RNA, 2073 nt
Organism: Patiria miniata (bat star)
Lineage: Eukaryota; Metazoa; Echinodermata; Asteroidea; Valvatida; Asterinidae
Exons: 6
Coding region: 92-1645 (517 amino acids)
Source: RefSeq, a predicted model, not a curated record
GGCGCUGUUUACGCUGAACACUAGUUUUUCCCCUUGAUUUUUCCCCCAGAAUUUAUUUAGGUGAUUAUUCAAGACAAAGGAGUUGUUGAACAUGGCUAUUCAUGUGGCGCAUCCAUCAGUGCGGAUGAAAGGCGCUGAGGCAGACUGGACGCCCAUACAAUGCACAGACAGGGAGUGUAGCCACUCCUUGAUGAAGGCUCCGCAUCUGCACUGUCCAUUCUGCUCUCAGGACAGUCUCUUCACUGAUGAGAUUCUCCUCAAGGCGCACUACAGGGUCAAGCACGUGGAUAAGGGCAUCAACUUUGGGGGUCUUAAAAUAUUGCGGUGUUGUAGAUCCUGCAUCGUCCACGGCAUCAUUCACGAGCAGAAAUGCUUCAAGGGUGCCCACUGGCACUGCUACCACUGUCGCAACGGGUUCAGCAGGAGGGACGAGGCUAUGAAGCACUACCAGCAACACUUCCGUAAUCCAGAGACCACAAUACAGAUAGUCAUUACUCGGGAUGUCAACCAGAUCUUCACCACAUACACCGACCCAGCACCCAACAGUGCCAGCCUUGUAACACACCUCAUAGUCCCCCAGUCACAGCAGCCAUCGGAGACGGACACAUCAUCCCCGAGCUAUGAGCAGACUGACGGGCAGCAGCCGCAGAUCGAGUACCAGUACGCCUGCAUCAAUGAUCCAAACCAGAGCACUGCCAAUGGGGAAGUUGUCUUUAUUGAGAUACCAGACGAAGGAAGCAAAGGGGAUUUUGAGGGCGAGACAUGCUACACAGAGCACAACUUGUCGCUGCUGCUGCAGGAGAAGGAACGUCUGGAGAAGACUCUUGAGGAGGAGCGGACCACGUGGGCCCAGACAGAGCACAGGAUGAAAGGCACUAUAGAAAGGCUUCGUACAAAGGUUGAGUAUUUGUCCAACACAAACACGUCACUCAAGCAGCAGCUGUCCAUGAUGCACACGUCCAGUUUGAAACGUCUGACCAACGACAGCGAGAACCAGUCCAUUUUGCAAGAGUUACUGCAACACAUGUCUGAGGAGCACACCCAGCUGCUGCACCACCAUCUAGCACAGCUGCGGCUGUACGCUCAGGCCUGCGCAUUAUCCAAACCAGCCCCCGAGGAAUCUGCAUCCAGCGGGUCUGCAGUCUUGGUACCAGACCUGGCCGACCAGUCACAGGACAUCUCACACAUGGCCAUGAUGUCGUCCUCGGAGGACACCAUUGGGAACAUGGAGCAGACAGUCGUCAUGACGAUAACGUCGGAGGAGGAUUCAGAGCCGCUCGGCAACAUCGUGGAUAACCCCGGAGAUACCGUGGGACACGAGGCCUUGACUUUGGAUAAGGACGUUCAGUUGUCACCAAAUGACAUUCCGUACCAACUGACAAGUGAGGGACUGUCACCAAGACAUGCCACCUCUGAGUCGGGUCACAUUUAUCAAUCAGGUAGAACUCAUCCACGUCACAAUACAGGCUGUGAUGUCAUGCAACAGGAUUUUCACAACAACAAAAGUUUGAAAUUGAUUCUUUCCAACAGCACGCCAAAAAUAUUCUGCCCCAAUGGCUUUGACACGAGAACGAAUGAAGACGACAUGUCAAAUGAGGAACCACCAUUAAAACGUGGGAGAACUAACAGCCUGAAGGCCACUUAACUAAAUAAAACCUGACAUAUUUUGUAAACAGUGUACACUCAGUGUUGUCUGAGGGCUUAGUUGGGGGGGGGGGGACUUGAACUAAUGAGUUGAGUCUUCAUGGAAGUUUGUCUUACCUGAAUGAAAAAUGUUACCAAAGAAACUGACCUUGGUCUCUCCUAUCUUUUCGAGUUCUCGAUGGGUAAUCCCGAAUCCGCUCAGUGAAUGGGCGUCGUUGUAGGCCCAAACAGAUCCAUGUAGGUCCUCAAACACUUUACAUCUAUCACUGAAACAUAAACAAUUAUGAUUUAUUGGCUCCUAUGUAUAAAAACUAGCAUUUGCUUUUACUACGUAUUUUUAAGCAUUUACUUUGAUUUGCGUGAAUAAAAAAAAAGCAAAUGCUUUCUCUAUUUCCUUCAAGCGAAAAUAUUUGCUUUUUACUUUUUAAC